Messenger RNA from Morus notabilis, 1469 nucleotides. RefSeq names its product annexin D5. The record is from RefSeq and is a predicted model, not a curated record. The coding region runs from base 119 to 1069 and encodes 316 amino acids. NCBI's taxonomy places the organism in Eukaryota, Viridiplantae, Streptophyta, Magnoliopsida, Rosales, Moraceae. Gene Ontology annotation, cellular component: cytoplasm. The transcript is spliced from 6 exons. Gene Ontology annotation, molecular function: calcium-dependent phospholipid binding; calcium ion binding.
AAUUUUAAUGGAGAAAUGUAGGUGCUUCCCAGAGAUAUUCAAAUAACAUAGAUGAGGCUACUAUUAUCGUAAUCGUAAACGAAGACUCUGAAGAGAGAGAACCAGACAUCGCAACGAAAUGUCUACGCUAAGCUUUCCACCCGUUCUAACUUCUCCCAAAGACGAUGCUAUUCACCUUUACCGUGCUUUUAAGGGGUUUGGUUGUGAUACAGGAGCAGUGAUCAAUAUUCUUGCUCAUCGGGAUGCGACACAGCGUGCUCUUAUCCAACAAGAAUACAGAGCAAUGUAUUCUGAGGACAUCCUAAAACGUUUAGAGUCAGAGCUUAGUGGCAGUUUAGAGACAGCAAUUAUUCUCUGGAUGCAUGAUCCGGCCACACGUGAUGCCCUAAUUGUCAAGCGGGCAUUAAAUCCAGACAUACUGAAUCGAGAAGCUGCUACCGAAAUAAUAUGUUCUCGCACUCCAUCCCAGAUCCAGCAUUUUAAACAAAUAUACCAUUCCAGAUUUGGAGUUUACCUUGAACAUGAUAUUGAAAGAUACACUUCUGGGGAUCUUCAAAAGCUUUUACUAUCAUAUGUAAGCACACAACGCUAUGAAGGUCUGGAAGUUGAUAGAGCGACGGCUGUAAAGGAUGCAAAGAGUCUGUAUAAAGCAGGGGAGAAGAAAUUAGGAACUGAUGAGAAGGCUUUCAUCCACAUAUUCAGCGAACAAAGCAGAGCACAUUUGGCUGCUGUUGCUUCUGCUUAUCGUGACAUGUUUGGCAACUCACUGAAAAAGGCAGUAAAGAGUGAAACGUCUGGAAAUUUCGAGCACGGUCUUUUGACAAUAUUACGUUGCUCUGAGAAUCCUGCGAAGUAUUUCGCUAAGGUGUUGCAUAAGGCAAUGAAAGGACUAGGAACCAAUGACAGCACACUUGUAAGGGUGAUUGUGACGAGGACUGAAAUAGAUAUGCAGUACAUCAAAGCUGAAUACCUCAAGAAGUACAAAACGUCUUUGAAUGACGCCGUUCAUUCGGAAACAUCGGGCCAUUACAGUACUUUCCUUCUCUCGCUCUUGGGUCCCAACCAUUAGCCGGAUGAUUGACUAGUGCUUUAUGGGAUUUAGAUUUAGAAAAAUCAUUCAGAUCGUGUCGCGAAUGCUGAGCUAAGAUGCGCGUUUUCGUUUCUGCAAGUAUUGUAUUUUGCAUGCAGACAUGAGCAUGACAACAAUUUGUGUUUUUCUGUGUUGUUAAUAUGCGUGACUACUGAUACCAUUAUGUUGGAGCUUCUUUCACUUGGGUGUUAUGUUGGGAGAUUGUUAAAAUUGAGUGCCAGAAGUUCCAUAUUGGAUAUCUAAAAGGAAGCUUCAUGCUUUAUAUAGUUUUGUAUGCAAUAAUGAAAUGCUUGUGAAUAAUAUAUGCCCCUAAUCUACACCAUUGGACGGUGCUUGCAUUGCUUCUAGUGUGCACGGCACUUUGCACUUGCGGAAUUUC